Annulohypoxylon truncatum is the source of this 1309-nucleotide messenger RNA. RefSeq names its product RTA1-domain-containing protein. Bases 50 to 937 code for a protein of 295 amino acids. Gene Ontology annotation, cellular component: fungal-type vacuole; plasma membrane. The transcript is spliced from 3 exons. The record is from RefSeq and is a predicted model, not a curated record. NCBI's taxonomy places the organism in Eukaryota, Fungi, Ascomycota, Sordariomycetes, Xylariales, Hypoxylaceae.
ACGUAUUAUAUCUAUUUCCCAUCUACUCCAUAGAAAAGUCCAAUCAACAAUGAGUAAUAUACCCCUUAUACCUUUUGGCCCAGAUGCUACAUGUACUCUGGACCUGUGCCCCCUGGAGAUGUCUGUGCUGCAAUACCGUCCAUCACUCGCCAGCAGCAUCGCUUUUAUCUGCAUCUUUUCCUCCUUGUUACUUAUUCACGGUAUCCUCGGGUUCCUCUGGAAAAGCUGGUGGUUUCUAGGCUGUACGACGGUAGGGUGCGUGACCGAGAUAAUCGGCUACGCUGGACGUGUGAUGCUUUUCUAUAACCCAUUCAGCUUUGCUGGAUUCAUGAUGCAGAUUAUUUGCAUUGGUUCCGCUCCCGUCUUCUACUCCGCGGCGAUCUAUGUGACGAUGGCGAAGAUCACUCAGAAUCUCGAUCCUUCCCUAUCUCGAAUUAAACCAAAGCUCUACUAUAUUGUCUUCAUCUUAUCCGAUAUAUUUUCCCUUACGUUACAAGGUGUUGGCGGAGGACUGACAACGUCGAGUUCGGGCCAAAAUCAGGCGGCAGUCGACCUAAGUCUAGCCGGACUAAGCUUCCAAGUAUUCUCCAUGGUCGUCUUUUGUGGCCUUCUCGCCGACUACAUGAUCCGAUAUUCAAAGAGAAUAACGCGUGGUAUUACCAGCACUCGCUUAAAGCUCUUCUUGAUAUUUCUUACCGCCGCGGUUCUGCUUAUUCUAGCACGAUGCGGAUACCGAGUUGCUGAACUGAGCAAUGGGUAUACUGGGGGUCUGAUCCACAACGAACCCCUUUUCAUUGCGCUUGAUGGAGUUCUCAUUGUCUUGGCCGUUCUUGCAUUAUGCAUUGGGCAUCCCGGUUUUAUAUUCUCGCCAUCCAAGACAGGAUUCAAAGCCUCCGAGAUCUCAAGUGAAGAUGGGAUUGUACUUCAGAACAAAUAAACCUGUCAGAGUUAAUUUUAAUAUGACUAGGUGUUAUAUGAAUCUAUACUAGCAAACCAGGGGCGAGUCCAAGACUUACAUAGGAGAACCCUAUUAAUACAUACCACUUGAUAGAUAGGUAUCUUACUUUUCCUACGAUAACUUUACAAUUCCGUUCCUUGAGCAUGACGAGAAAGUACUACAAGGAAGCAGAGCCCAAGGGCCCAUCUCAGAUGAGACGGAACUUAGCUGUUGCUUGUAUAUAAUGAUAUAUUAAACUGCUAUUCAAAGUAUGCUAGAAUCACAUCACAUGGUUCCCCUAAGCUGCCAGUGCAACUCAGUCUCUAUUAGGACCAAUUUCUAGCCAAUGCUACUUAUCAACUUCCAGGAUAU